GGAUUUAAGCGGGCUAUUCUCAUCGAAUCUCUACUUCAAGAAUAGCUUUAUACCAAUAUGCCUCUUCCACCAGCCCUUCUUGCUCGACUUAAAAAACGUGGUAUUGUUUCCGCCGGUCCACAGGAAGAAGCUGUGGAGGAAGUUUUUGCUGAGAAUUAUGAUGAAGAAAGUGAACCAGUGUUACCAGUAUCGUUUGAUCAGCCUUUUAACGUUAAGAAAUGUUACACAGUCAGUCCUGUACCUAUUAUCGAGAAUGGGGUUUUAAUCCAUGAAUGUGCUGAGUGCCCUAGUCAAGCUAAUCCGUAUCAUGUUUGUUCACCAUAUUGUUAUGAACGAUACGGGCGAAGAAAGUUCAACCCUGAUCUAACAAACAUUCGUUUGAAAAGCAGAAUGCUACGUCGUUACCCACUCCCAAGCCAUUGGAUUGAAGUUGGUGAUCCAGUGACUGGAAGAUUUUAUUACUGGAAUACUAAAACAGAUGAUGUAUGCUGGUUGUCUCCGUUACAUCCGCGUGCUAAAAUCAGUCAACCUGGUAAUAUUGUUCGGGCCAAUACGUUACGUGAACGUGACGCAGCUCGAGCUGCGGCUGAAGCUGCUACUGCUGCAGUUUUAGCAGCAGAACGAAAAGAUUCACGGCGUAGAUCUAGUGAUUCCGGCAGUAAUCGAUCAGGCAGCGAAAGUGAAGAUAAUGAUUCUGAUGAAAUAAAAGAAUCUAAACGAUCUAGACGUGAAACAUCUAGAUCUCCUGAACAUGAUACUAAUAGAGCCUUGUUUAGACGAAAUAAUUCAUCUCGCUGGCAGGAUGCUGAAUCAGAAAAUAAUCACCAGAGAAGUGUAUCCAAUGAUUAUAAUGAUUUCAACCAAUCAACUAACGAACAUGAGGCUGUAACAGAAAAACUAUCUGAUACAGCUAAUUUUAACGACUACAAUCAAUUAGAGGAUGAAGUUGAUGAAGAUGAAGAAUCACCCGAUGGAGUUCCUUUAACUGAAAAUUAUUAUAACAACAGUCAUAACCAAAAUAUUGAAAUGGAAUCUAACUUACAAAACUCUAGAGAUGAGUAUCCACCACCUCCUACAUUUCCUCCUCCUCCCCCUCCCCCACCACCACCAGCUCAUCUAAUCUAUCCUCCAACCCAAUGGAACCGACCAUCUGAAUCAUCUUUAUUGUUUCCAUCACAAGUUAAAAAUCACUCUGAUGAUCACGCUAGUGGUACUACUACACGCGGUUGGAAUCAACCAGCAGAGACAUCUGAUAAUAAUCGUUUUAGAUAUAGAGAUAGGGAUAGGAAACGUAAGUGGAUUUGUACAAUAUUUUUAGAAGUAUUUCAUUAUUAUUAUUACCUCCAUGAAGUAGACUCGGCGUUAUUAUUUAAAUAGUAACAGUUAUCCAGUAUUUUUUAAAUAAAGAUCACAGGGUUUGUUACAAGCAUGCGUAGAUUCUAGUUACCAUGCUUCGUUCUAACACGUUACAAGAAAAUCAACAAGACAAAGUAGCAGCUCAGAAAUACCAGAUAUCAUAACAUUAGUUGGUGAAAUACAACCGGCAAAAACAAGUAAAUCUACAGAACAAUAAUAUCGAAUAACACAAUGCUUAAGAUGAAAUACAAAUAAAUAACAGUGAAAAUUUCCAUUUGGACAUUUAUUAGAGAGCGAAAAAGCAUUCCUUUUUGAUUAGUUUUUCUUCAAGGCUCUACACUAAUAUGUAUUUAUUGUUGUAACCUUAGAAAAAAACAAGAUGAGUUCAAGGCGUUACUUGAGUAUGUUGACCUUACAGAGUUAUUAAUAUUGGAGCAAGCAAAGAGUACUGGCUAUAUAUGAGAUUGUAAACCUUUGCCGACUAACGUGAUUCGAAUGUGUUACAAAUCCUUAGCAAUUUGCGACAUUGACGUCUUAUACCGGUUUUGUGUAGGUGGAACUUGAAGGCAAUUAGCUGAGCUCACGGAAAGAUGGGUAGAUAGUCAAACAUAUACGACUUGUAAUGUGUAUUUUUCCUAUCACGUGUAUUUUUCAUAAUAAUAUGUGUUAGCCAGGCUGAUAACAUGUUCUUAGUCUGAGCUGAGUGGACGUGCGGUAGAUUAAUCUCUGGGUACGUUUUAUAGUAUUGCAUGCCAAUCCUAUAUAUUACAGUAUCGUUGUUAUUCGUCCUAGGAAGUCAAGCGUCCCAUUAGUGUUCAGAGGGGGGGUGUAACAAUAGUUCAUCUGACUAACAUAGAAGUUGAGAAGCUAGUGAUGGCCAGGCCGGAACGUAUAAUCAACCUAUAGUCACUGAUUGUUGAUCUAAUUCGUGUAGGGUGCAAAUUUCCUGACUGAGGUUUUCGAACUAGUCUUAAUCUACAGUUUGAGAUUCUAAGUAGAUCUUCCUAAUCGGUCAAAGUAGCACUAGAACUAUUUUCUAUCUUUGGACUGCAUCGACAAUAUAGUUUUUAAUUCAUUGCCUUGAUAAUUUUUACUGCCUUUGCUUGUGUAUAGCAAUCCCUAUUUGAGGUACAUAUACACAUUUAAAACAUUAAGGUUUAGUGUAAUAGCUUAUUCUUUAUUAAUUUAAAUGUAUUCACUAAUAUUUAUAAUUUAGUUCGGAUUUUCUUACCGAGUUGCAGUCUUCAAUCCAUGCAGUUUGACUAAAGUUUUCGUUAUAAAAUGUCUAAUCGAAACUGUAGAUCGUCACUACUUUAGCGCAGAAGUGUCGAGAUAGGAUACUAACAGACCUCGUUUUCUGUCAUAUUUAAUUACUUUUUCUUAUGCUUCCUUGAAGGUCGCGCAGCAACUCUCGGACCCUUAGACCCAAUGGAUCCAGCGUCUUAUGGUGAUAUACCACGUGGAACAUGGAGUUCAGGCUUAGAAGGGGUUACUGGAGCACCAUCGGCUAAGACAGGUGUAGAUAGCACUGCAUCGGGACCAUUAUUUCAACAACGUCCAUACCCUAAUCCUGGUGAUGUUUUACGUGCAAAUGCUGCAGCUAAAGUCCAUGAAGAGGAAAGGCAAGAUGAAUCUAAUAACUGAAGUUUUACUUCUGAAGUUGUUCUGUACACUCAUUGUUUACUUUUCAACAGAAUUUCAAUUUAUU
Molecule: messenger RNA, 3064 nt
Organism: Schistosoma guineensis
Lineage: Eukaryota; Metazoa; Platyhelminthes; Trematoda; Strigeidida; Schistosomatidae
Source: the annotation of a GenBank genome assembly